This is a messenger RNA of Kwoniella botswanensis, 369 nucleotides long. RefSeq lists its product as uncharacterized. Lineage: Eukaryota; Fungi; Basidiomycota; Tremellomycetes; Tremellales; Cryptococcaceae. Bases 1 to 369 code for a protein of 122 amino acids. The transcript has 4 exons. The record is from RefSeq and is a predicted model, not a curated record.
AUGCAACAACCACAACAAUGGCUCGAAGUGGUGGAAGAGAAAUUGGAAGGUGGAGUAUGGGAAGAAGUGGAGCAGAAUGCUGGUUCUGCUGUAGAAGAGGAUGGAUCAGUCGCCGUUAUAGAAAGAGUAGAAUCUACCCCUACGAAUACCACCCCUUCCUCACCUUCCUCCGCUCCCGCAAGACUCGAGACUGCGGUCCCAAAGUCUUCCCACGCACCAUCAUCGGAUGGUGACAAUACGGCUGGGAGCGAAGGAUACGCUUCCUCUUCAGAGGAAGAAAAAGUCGGGCAAACUGAACAGCGAGGUCCGGAUGGGAGGAAUGAUCCUAUGAGGGGCUGGGUACAGACCCUGAAAUAUGAGGAUCAGUAG